Messenger RNA from Thalassophryne amazonica, 2498 nucleotides. RefSeq names its product centromere protein P (gene cenpp). Bases 153 to 1037 code for a protein of 294 amino acids. The transcript is spliced from 9 exons. The record is from RefSeq and is a predicted model, not a curated record. Lineage: Eukaryota; Metazoa; Chordata; Actinopteri; Batrachoidiformes; Batrachoididae. Gene Ontology annotation, cellular component: chromosome, centromeric region; nucleus. Gene Ontology annotation, biological process: CENP-A containing chromatin assembly.
GUUUGGUUGAUAUUUAAGUAUUUAAUUGAUUUGUAGUGGGACAACUCGAUAAUCUUAAAGUUAAGCUGUUGUCUGGUGUGACGCUUUUUCGCCGCUUCGGUCAGCCGCCCUGUGCGCCUUUAAGUCCAUCUUUACGGAGUUGGCGUAAGAAUAUGGAGGAAGUGAAGGCACUGGAGGAGAAUAUGGAGGUGGUGAAGUCGCUGGAGGUUCAGGUGGAGGAUCUUCAGGCUGAAGUGUUGAGGCUGCAGCACCAACAGCAGAAGAAUCAGAAGGACAUGAUGUUUGAUUUCAGGGGACCCAUGCAGGAUGCUCUGUCAUACCUGCUCCAUCAGGAGGGAGGAACAAGAGAGGAGGUGCUGAGCAGACUGAAGGAGCAGGUGGAGGCGAUGGAGGAGGAUCUGAAGCGACAGACACACAUGAACCGCAUCCACCUGAGCAGCUGCAGCUCACAAAUGCUGGAAAGUGGGGGCAGCAGGCUGCUCCAGCAGCUGUCCAUCUCUGGUCACUGUCCUGAGCUGAUGUUCCAGGUGCAGUUUGGGCUCUCGGAGGUCAAGGAGGAUCAGAGGUCUGAGAGGAGGAUCAGGGAUCUGAACGUGGUGAUGGAUACCAGCGACCUGCACAGCUUAAGCGACUUCCUGUCCUGCGUGGAGGAGAGCGGUGACAUCCUGCUGCUCUUCAGGACUCUCAGGACUUUCUCAAUGAGAUGUGAUGAGCGGCAGAGAACCUUUCAGCACUUCCAGGACAAAUAUCCAUCCGCUGUCCGUCUUCCUGCUGGCUGUGGGUCAGAGGUCAUGACCCUGAACCAUCCUCAGCUUCCUGGCUGCGUCUUGGUGCUUCAUUGGUCAUUUGAUGUUUCCAGAGAGGGCGGAGUCACACCAAAGAUGGACUUGCUGACCAAAAUCCCAGAGAAAGCACUGCAGCUAUUCUCACCACAGACUGUAGGAGGCGCCACUGAGGCCUUCCAGAGCCUGCUGAGGAUUCUGGGUCCCGAGGCAGCCAUAGAGAGCAUCAUCAGGGCAGUCAGCCUAUCAUCUUAGAGGGUGUUCACUAAGCCACGCCCACUAGUACUAAACCAAUCCUAUUAGUGCUGGUAUUUGACACGACACAGAUGAAGCAGUGAUCAGACAGUGUUCGUUCUUAGAAAGCUUUAAUUGAUACAAACUGCUCUGUACUGCGAGCGCACGCUCGACUAAAAAAAUAAAUAAUUUAAAUACAAAAUGCUUUUUGUAUUUGUCUCAUGAAAAGACCAACAAGAUUACAAACACUUCAGGAGGAGGAUCGUUCUAUUUGCCACGCCCACCAAAUGGCGGAUUUUGGGCAGUAAAUUUGUCCAACUUGAGUUGUGGAUCGGAUAGCACAGUGGCUUAGUGGUUAGCACGUUUGCCUCACAAGAACGUUGUGGGAUCAAUUCCCGCCUGUGGCCUUUCGUGUUUGUAGGUGUUCCCUCUGGCUUCCUCCCACAUCCAAAGACAUGCAGGUUCGGUGGACUGUGACCCUGUGACAGACUGGGCACCUUGUGCCCUGUGACUGCUGGGAUAGGCUCCACCCCCUGCGACCCUUAACUGGAGUAAUUUUUUGAAGAUGAGUGAGUUGUGGAUCUUGGUGUUUUUCACAGCGGUGGGUCACAAACUCAUGACAGCCCCUCCCAAGAUGGUGGAUGAAAAUAUCGCAGAAGGAGCUCGGCGUCUGCUCUGGUGUUUAUCUCUGGUUUGUGCAACGGUGGAAAAACAUCUUGACCUUUCUGCUCAUUUUAAAUCACACAUCAUCAGAUGAUGAAAGUGUCGUCAUGUCAAGGUUACCUUAAACAUCAAUCAAUCAAUCAAUUUUUUUAUAUAGCGCCAAAUCACAACAAACAGUUGCCCCAAGGCGCUUUAUAUUGUAAGGCAAGGCCAUACAAUAAUUAUGUAAAACCCCAACGGUCAAAACGACCCCCUGUGAGCAAGCACUUGGCUACAGUGGGAAGGAAAAACUCCCUUUUAACAGGAAGAAACAUGAGACACAGACACACUACACGCUCACAACUGUCAGAAAAUCUGAAUUUUUUUCUGGUCCACUGACUUUAAAAUAAAAAAAAAUCACGAGCGUAGAGUUAAAAAAGGACUCGUAGGCUCAUAAGAACCGUUUUCACAGCUGAGUUCAAUCUGUCAGCGCUGUAUGACAUCAUGAAGAAUUUAAAUUCUUUCAUGUGAUCAUAACAUUUGACCAUCAUACAACAUCAUUAACGGAGCGUGGAGAAAAUAAAUCGCAGUCUGAUGUUAGUCCUCUACGUUAAGAGAUUAACUUGAGGAUCAGGAGUCUGACAAAUUAGUUUCAUCCAAUCAGAGGUCAGCGAGCUUGUGAUUAGAUGAAACUGGACUUUGCUGAAAUGUUUGAUUGCAGCAAGUCGCACAUUAUGUUUUAUUUCUUUAAGUAACAUACAGACGGAUUUUAAACAAAUUAAUAUUUUAUUUAUAUUUUCUGUGAUUUCUGUCGUAGCAAAAACAAACUUCAACGCUGAG